CAACAACAACAACAACAACAUAGCUCUUACUAGUCCCAGUUUCCCUCCCUCCUUUUACAUCUACCUUGUACUGCUCUCUCUCUCCUCUCUCUCUCUCUCUCUCUCUCUCUCUAAGCCUACGAACAGUUCUAUUCAGUUUUCGCUUCUUACAAGGCAUUUUCUCACCUGGGUUCGGCAGAGAAAUGGACGAAAAUAAGAGUUCCAACACUGGAGGGUGAUGGAAAUUGGAAUGAUAACCAAAAACUUCUCUCACUCUAAUACUUGUCGUUUAAGAUUUCAAUAAUACAGUUUUUGAAAGAUGAAUACCAAAACAAGAACUACUACUACUAUUACGACUGCUACUAGGCUUCAGCCAGGGAAAACAGCUCCGACAUUGAAGAAUAGUAGUGAAAAAGAGAAGGUAGUCGAAAUGCAAGAGAGCAAACUCAGAGAAAAGACCACAAAAUCACCCAACAAUGGACGAGCCUCAAGCAGAGAAAGAAAACUUGCUUUACAACAAGAUGUUGAUAAGCUGAAGAAGAAGCUCAGACAUGAAGAAAGUGUUCACAGAGCACUUGAAAGGGCUUUCAAUAGGCCAUUGGGAGCUUUGCCACGUUUGCCUCCUUAUCUCCCUCCUUAUACAUUGGAACUUCUAGCUGAAGUGGCUGUUCUUGAAGAGGAGGUGGUUAGGCUUGAAGAGCAAGUUGUGCAUUUCAGGCAAGACUUGUACCAGGAAGCUGUGUACAUUUCCUCCUCAAAGAGGAACAUUGAGAACUCAGCCGAUUCGCAUGAUCCGCGCCCGGUGAAGAGUCCCAGACCAGAGCUUCCAAAGUUUCUAUUGGCUCCUAUGGGGAAUUCUGCUACAACUCGGACAAAGCACCUUCGGACGAAUUCUGAUGAUAGGCAGGGGAAGGAGAACCAAUCCUGCACUAAUUCGACAAAGAACAGCAAGGGAUCGUCGAUCCACAAAAGCCAGACGAUGAGGGCAUCAGUGAAGAGACCACCGGCAGAUCAGAAAUCAGCAGAGAAGAGUUCAGAUCCUCAAAAGUUACAGUUAGAAUCCAGAGUGACAGACAAUGAAAGUGCAGAAGCAAGAACUUGUACUGUUCAGGAAACUAAGGUUUCAGAGGAUGACAGUCCGAAUAGAAUUUCAGAAAAUAUAAUGAAGUGCUUGUGCAACAUUUUUUUGCGAAUGAGUUCGGUGAAGAAUCGGGGUGGUGAUGAGAGCUGUCCUACCUUCUCCAAUUUAGCUACUCAAGAAAGCAAGGAGAAAAGAGAGUUUGGAGAUCCAUAUGGUAUUACUUCAGAAUUUGGGAAGAGAGACAUUGGUAAAUAUAAGCAAUUCUUGUCGAUUGAUGCUAGCUCGAUCAAUCUAAAUCGAACGGCAAAUUCUUUGUUCUUGCUUCGUAGAUUGAAACUACUAUUUGAGAAACUUGCUUCUGUCAAUUUAGAGAACCUUUCCCAUCAAGAGAAGCUUGCUUUUUGGAUCAACAUCUACAAUUCAUGCAUGAUGAAUCCAUUCCUGGAACAUGGAAUUCCAGAGAGCCCUGAAAUGGUUGCUGCCCUGAUGCAAAAGGCAAUAGUUAAUGUGGGGGGACACCUGCUAAAUGCAAUAACUAUUGAACAUUUCAUCUUGAGAUUGCCUUACCACUCCAAAUAUACCUUUUCUAAGGGUGCAAAAAACGAUGAGAAGACCGCAAGAAGCAUUUUCGGGUUGGAGUUAUCCGAGCCAUUGGUGACAUUUGCGCUAUCCUGUGGAAGCUGGUCCUCUCCUGCUGUGAGAGUCUACAGUGCAGCUCAGGUUGAGAAUGAACUGGAAGUGGCAAAGAGAGAGUACUUAGAGGCUGCAGUGGGAAUUUCAUCAAGCAAAUUCAAAAUCCCAAAGCUAUUGGAUUGGUAUUUACUUGACUUUGCAAAGGACUUGGAAUCACUUCUUGAUUGGAUCUGCCUUCAGCUACCAAGUGAACUAGGAAAAGAAGCUCUCAAGUGUCUUGAGAGAGGGAAAAUUCAGCCCCUUUCACAGUUUGUCCAUAUUAUGCCAUACGAUUUCAAUUUUAGGUACCUUUUAUACGCAUAGUUAAUAUUUUUUAUUCAUUCAUUUUUUCUUUUUUUUUUUUUUUUUAAUUUUGGGUCUUACAUGAUUUUAAGGGUAAUGGGGUUAUUACAAUUUUGUACACAGCAAUAAAGAAACUAUAGCAAAAUAAAUGUAUAAUCUUCUCUCCCUUGUAAGUAACUAAGAGUUGACUUCAUGUUAU
Molecule: messenger RNA, 2234 nt
Organism: Morus notabilis
Lineage: Eukaryota; Viridiplantae; Streptophyta; Magnoliopsida; Rosales; Moraceae
Exons: 12
Coding region: 299-2056 (585 amino acids)
Source: RefSeq, a predicted model, not a curated record